ACUAACAAGAGACGGAGAAAACAAAGUUUUCUUCGUGUUUGGUUUUUUCUCCCAUCCCUCAUACCUAUUCUUUUGGCUUCCCACGUGCCAUUAUUCAGAACUAGAAGAAAGAUUGAAGAGCACUGCUUUAUAUGUAUGUGUGUGUAUAUAUAAGUAACCAUGGUUCAUGCAUUGCAUGCUUCAAUAAAUUUCAGAGUAGGAUAGGCUUCAUUUUCUGGUUAGAAAUUUUUCUCAGACCAAAAUUAAUGCUCAGCUUUGGUCAAGCAACACCCACCAAAAGGAUUUGAUUUCCCAUUGAUGUGUGUUUUGUUAACUCAAUCUUAUUCUUGUGGUUGAAAGAAAAGUAUUCAUUGGUCGGUAAGGGGAAAGUGAGAGGCACAAGAUUGAGGGAGGUUAUAUAAGAGUCUGAGUCUAGUUUGCAGACAAAGCUAUUGAAGUUCAUCCUUCAUUUGUAGUUGUUUCUGCUAGACUUUGUUGGGGUUUUAGAGCAUAGAAGGGGGAAGCAUAAUGGGAGUGGUUCAUAAUGGAUACUCAAAUGGAAGUGUUGGUGGUCAGAAUUGUAAUGGGGUAGAGGAGAAGCUUGAUACUUUGAGGAGGCUUAUUGGGAAGGGUGAUGGUGACCCUUUGAGAAUUGUGAGUGUUGGAGCUGGUGCUUGGGGCAGUGUUUUUGCAGCUUUGUUGCAAGAUUCUUAUGGUCAGUUCAGGGACAAGAUACAGAUCAGGAUUUGGAGAAGAGCAGGAAGGGCAGUGGAUAGAGGCACUGCAGAACAUCUCUUUGAGGUCAUAAACUCAAGGGAAGAUGUGCUGAGAAGGUUGAUCAGGCGUUGUGCAUAUCUGAAAUAUGUGGAGGCAAGGCUUGGUGAUAGGACCCUUUAUGCAGAUGAGAUUCUGAAAGAUGGUUUUUGCUUGAACAUGAUUGAUACCCCACUUUGUCCUCUGAAGGUGGUCACAAACUUGCAGGAAGCUGUUUGGGAUGCUGAUAUUGUGGUCAAUGGUUUGCCUUCUACAGAAACACGUGAGAUCUUUGAAGAGAUUAGUAAGUAUUGGAAGGAGAGGAUCACAGUGCCUAUAAUUAUCUCUUUGUCAAAGGGUAUAGAGGCUGCAUUGGAGCCUCUACCACAUAUUAUUACUCCCACAAAGAUGAUUCACCAAGCAACUAGAGUGCCAAUGGAGAACAUACUCUAUCUUGGAGGUCCAAAUAUUGCCUCAGAAAUCUACAACAAGGAGUAUGCCAAUGCAAGAAUAUGUGGAGCUGAUAAAUGGAGAAAACCUCUGGCAAAGUUUCUACGACAACCACAAUUUAUUGUCUGGGAUAACAGUGACCUCGUCACACAUGAAGUCAUGGGUGGUUUGAAAAACGUCUAUGCAAUUGGAGCUGGAAUGGUAGCUGCCCUUACUAAUGAGAGUGCCACAAGCAAAUCUGUGUACUUUGCACACUGCACAUCAGAAAUGAUAUUCAUCACUCACUUGUUGGCUGAAGAACCAGAGAAACUUGCAGGGCCGUUACUGGCUGACACUUACGUAACCUUGUUGAAAGGCCGUAACGCUUGGUAUGGCCAGAUGUUAGCUAAGGGUGAAUUAAGACCAGACAUGGGAGACAGCAUUAGUGGCAAAGGAAUGAUUCAGGGUGUUUCUGCAGUUGAGGCAUUCUUUGAACUUCUUAGCCAAUCUAGCCUGAAUGUGUUGCAUCCUGAAGAAAACAAGCCAGUUGCUCCUGUAGAGCUUUGUCCCAUCUUGAAGACACUAUACAAAAUUUUGAUAUCAAGGGAACAGUCAUCACAAGCUAUUCUGAAAGCAUUGAGGGAUGAAAAUCUGAAUGAUCCUCGCGAACGAAUUGAGAUUGCACAAAGCCAUGUUUUCUACAAGCCUUCACUUCUUGGACAAUCCUAAGUGUUUUCUCUUGGGAAAAAACAAAAGUCCAAAUUCUCUACUGAGUAUUUAGUAUUGUUUCUCUAAUGAACCUUCAAAAUACACUAAUAGUAGUAUAUUAAAAGAGUUUUUAAUAUAUUUUAAAACAUAAAAAAUAAUCAGUGUCCAUUACAGUACUUUGAAGGUUCAGUAGAGAAACCGCACCAAAAACUGAAGAGAACCAUAUAUGGAAAACACUUGUGAAAGGGAAUAUUUUUCGUGAGCGUGAAUGUAUUGUUUUUGAAGGAUUUUGCUUUACAAUGUUGCAUGUACAUAUGUUAUAAGAUAUAAGCCACUGUGCAAUUGUACUGAUUACUCCCAAAAACACGACAUUACCUUACCCAACAGGAGUCUAUCUUUAUGUGGCAAACUUUGGCAGAGAAUUCACUACUGCCUGAUGGGAACUACAACAUUGUGACCAAAAUGAGAGAAACGCUGUUUUUGGAUUAUUUUUGCUUUUCAUUAAUGGAAUGGAAUGGAAUAAGUAAGUUAGGGAAAGGCAUGGCAAAGCUUCCAAAUUAUUUUAAUAUGUUUGUUUUCUUACGAAGUUAUUUACCCAAAUUCCACCUCAAUUUUGGAGUACUAAACUGUAUAUUUGAGGAGAACAACCAUUGGGUAUCAAGAACUCAAAUAUCAAGUUGCAGAAUAAAUCUAACAUAUUUAAGAUAGUCUUUGAAUGUAUAUUUAUAUUUCAAAUAUGUUUGGUUAUAUUAGUACUGAAAUCCACCGACUCUGAGGAUCUCUCCCGUGGGAAUAUAUCGAGAUCAACGACCCUAAUAAUUAUAAGGUUGCUAAAUUCCAGAACUUUCCUAAUUUCGUGAAGAGGUGGUAGUUAUCCAAUUUCAUUGGGAUACAACCUUCAUAUAUAAGUGGGGUAGAUCCAAGAAUCCAAUUCAACUAUCUUCAUUUGAAAAACCUCUGAGGUCCUUGCUCACUUAAGCAUUACUGUUUUUGCAUAUACCGUCCUUUUCUUUUUCCUUUGGAGAUAAUAGAGUCAUGGAGCACCGACAAUAGAAGUUGCCUGAAUCAAACAUGGCGAGAUCCAGGAUCCUAUACCAAAUUACAGGGAAGCCCUGGACCUAACCAACCAAGAGAAACCCAAAAAAGUAAGGCAGAACACACUAAGUUCAGCAGCUACUCAGUCGCUGAGCUAACUGUUCAACCAAAUCUACUUUUCGAAGCUUAUAAUAUUUUCUCACAUUGUGUUCCUUUGCCAUAGCCCUCAAAUCAGUCAAUGACAAGCUAUUCAAAGAUAAGGUCUCAUCAUGAGAAUCCACCAAGGAAUGUGACUUGUGAGUACGAGGAGCUAACUUGCUUUUUUUGUCCAUAGAAACCCCGUCUGAAUUUGAAAAUUUACUGUCAUAAAGAACAAUAGCACGACCUUCAGUCUCAUGCUUGUCUGGUUUCACUGCCCCUUUAGUAAUAAUCUUCCGCUUCAUUGACUCGUUUAAAAUGGUAACAUCAGUACAGGAUUUGGAUCUUCGCUGGCUCUUAGCUGAUACAACUAUGGAUGCACUUGGAAUAACUUCCGUACAACUGUCAAAUGGUUCUCUGGAAGAAAAUGCCUUUAGUUCCAGUUCCUUCUUUUCCGAAGCUUUAAGCUUUGAAGGGAAACUCAUCUUGGACUUUCUGAGGUUAGUUCUCAGUUGGGAUUUAAGGUCUUGUUCAUGUUCUUUCCCUUUAUCUUCAUCUACAUCCAUCAGCUGUAACCCAGUAUACAAUGAACUCUUGGUAUGCAUCCCUAGCAGUGAAAUCAAUGCAGAAUUUUCAGCAUUAAUAAGGGGUGGUGUUUUCAAUGUUGAACACUAGUCCAGAAUUAUUACCAUUGCUAUCUUUAACGGAGCAAAAUUCUGUAUCAGUGAUACAUAAUGUUUUAGGAUAAACAACUUGUAAAGGGUAAUUCAGGGAGUUCAAAUCUUCGUCUGGAGCAACCUUGGGUUCUUUCUUGCAGUCCCUUUGUGCAGCUUUUGGAGCAAAAUCACAUGGUUCUUUGUCUAAAUUAGGUUUUGCUCGUUUUUGUCGUUGUGAAGUAUCUAAUAUGGAAUGUGGACCCGUUUUCUUCCCA
Molecule: messenger RNA, 3973 nt
Organism: Vigna angularis (adzuki bean)
Lineage: Eukaryota; Viridiplantae; Streptophyta; Magnoliopsida; Fabales; Fabaceae
Product: glycerol-3-phosphate dehydrogenase [NAD(+)] GPDHC1, cytosolic
Exons: 7
Coding region: 508-1890 (460 amino acids)
Biological process (GO): carbohydrate metabolic process; glycerol-3-phosphate catabolic process
Cellular component (GO): cytosol; glycerol-3-phosphate dehydrogenase (FAD) complex
Molecular function (GO): NAD binding; glycerol-3-phosphate dehydrogenase [NAD(P)+] activity
Source: RefSeq, a predicted model, not a curated record